Gryllus bimaculatus (two-spotted cricket) is the source of this 1515-nucleotide messenger RNA. The record is from the annotation of a GenBank genome assembly. Lineage: Eukaryota; Metazoa; Arthropoda; Insecta; Orthoptera; Gryllidae.
ACCUAUGUUAAUAUGAACUGUCAGUAUUACUUGCAGUGUCAUUUGUCCAGUAAUUCGAGAUAAUUGUUUGUUUUGUUUGUUGUUCCAAGCAACCCGAGUGAAUUCGCAGGAUACUUAAGCUAUCUUAUCUCUCUUGUCAUAUCGGAAUUUGACAUUGCAUCACAUAAUAAAGUAGAACGAUAACCUCGUAGUGUCACUUUCGAAGUUGUUAGUAACACUACAAGAUAGUUUUCGAGAUGGCAAGUCAAUAUGUUACAGAAGAAGAGUUAUUGCAAUCUGCAAUUUCUGCACAUGAAUUAUUUUUUAAUUCCCCACCCGAAGUUGCGGCUGCUGCUCCGGGCCGAGUAAAUUUAAUUGGAGAACAUACCGACUAUAAUUAUGGAUUCGUACUUCCAAUGGCAUUACCUAUGGUCACCAUAGUUGCUGGAAAGAAUAAUGGCACUGAUACUUGCAAUGUUGUUACUACGAGUGAAAAUGCUGACAUGCCUACUUCCACGAGCUUUUCUAUUCCGUCGAAAGAACCACUCCAACCGGGAAUUCCCAAAUGGGCAAAUUAUGUCAAAGGUGUAGUUGCAAAUUUCAAAGGUGACGUUCCUGGCUUUGAUGCUGUCAUUGUGUCAAGUGUUCCUUUCGGAGGAGGAGUUUCCAGUAGCGCCUCUCUAGAAGUAGCAGUUUACACAUUUUUAGAAACAUUAACCGGCCAAAAGACUGAGUUCCUGGUGGAGAAGGCUCUGGCAUGUCAGAAAGCUGAGCACGAUUUUGCCGGAAUGCCCUGUGGAAUAAUGGAUCAAUCAAUGGAAGUUCACUUGGCGGCUAUGAAUGACCCGAACGUGGUAGUUCUUGUAACCAACUCGAAUGUACACCAUGAAUUGUCAAGUAGCGAGUACCCAACUCGGCGGAAACAGUGUGAAGAUGCUGCAAAAAUAAUACAAAAGAAAAGUUUGAGAGAUGCAAAUGAGGAAGAUUUAAAAGUUCUGAAGUGUAGAGGAGCUGACCCUUUGGUUAUCAAAAGGGCACGUCAUGUGGUUGGAGAAAUAAGGAGAACAGUAGAUGGUUCAGAAGCUUUAAAAGCCGGUGAUUACGCCACCUUUGGAAAACUGAUGAUUGAGAGCCACAAUUCACUGAGGGACGACUACGAGGUCUCGUGCGCGGAGCUGGAUGAAUUAGUGACAGCCGCUUUGGAGGUGGAGGGUGUGCUGGGCUCGCGCAUGACAGGGGCUGGAUUUGGAGGCUGCACAGUUACACUGGUGCAGAAGGAUGCUGUUGAUGCAACUAUUGAUAACAUUAAAAAAAAAUAUUCUGGUGAUGCUACAUUCUUUGUUGUGGCAGCAUCUCAAGGCAGCCAUCCAAUACCUCUGUGAUAUACCUAUGUACACAUUUUCAUUCCUCUAUGAAGUUUUGAGGCAUUAUAAAAAAAUAUGUAAAAGAAAAUGUCAUAAGAAAUUGUGUAUACAAAAGGUCAAAGACUAUUCUUGUUACAAUGUAAACGAGAAAAUAAAUGGUUUCAUAACAAAC